Messenger RNA from Labrus bergylta (ballan wrasse), 4897 nucleotides. The record is from RefSeq and is a predicted model, not a curated record. NCBI's taxonomy places the organism in Eukaryota, Metazoa, Chordata, Actinopteri, Labriformes, Labridae.
UUUGUGUGUGUGUUAUAGGUGUGUAAUUGUUUGUGCGUGUGUAGUUGGUGUGUUGAUUGUGUUUUUGUGUGUGUCCACAGAGGAGAAGACAACAGGACGUCGUCGAUCCACAACCAGGAGAAAAUCCAACACAAACCCUGACCCCGACCUGCUCCGCCUCAGUCCAGAACCUGAACCUCACCCUGACCCCGACCUGCUCCGCCUCAGUCCAGAACCUGAACCUCACCCUGACCCCGACCUGCUCCGCCUCAGUCCAGAACCUGAACCUCACCCUGACCCCGACCUGCUCCGCCUCAGUCCAGAACCUGAACCUCACCCUGACCCCGACCUGCUCCGCCUCAGUCCAGAACCUGAACCUCACCCUGACCCCGACCUGCUCCGCCUCAGUCCAGAACCUGAACCUCACCCUGACCCCGACCUGCUCCGCCUCAGUCCAGAACCUGAACCUCACCCUGACCCCGACCUGCUCCGCCUAAGUCCAGAAACUGAACAUGAAACUCACCCUGACCCCCCAGUCCCAAAAUCCAGCCAAGAACUUUGUCCCAGUGCUGAGGCUCCUGGCCUGCCCCCCGCACCCAGCCCCCCACCAGCCUCCAGUCCUGGGGAGGAACCUCGAGCCAUCACUUCCCCAUCACAGUCUGAAAACCACAGCCCCACCCCUAGCCCCGCCUUGAGUCCCAUACCAGCCCUGGAUCCCGAUGAGGAGGACCGGCCCUGCUCCAGCCCUGCUCCCAUGGAAGUGGACUGCAGCCCCAGCCCUGUUCCUAUGGAGACAGAAGGGGGCGGGGCUAGUCCCAUGGAGCAGAGCCCCGCCCUGAGUCCGUGUUCAAGUCCUCUGGUCUCCCCAUGCCUACAACUGGAGGAGGAGGACUCGCUGUCCCCUCUUUUCAAGAGGUGUCUGUCAGAGGACUCGGGUGGCUCGCCCACCCCCAGCCUGGGACACACCGAAAAACGGUUGAAGCAGUGUGCCUUCUGUUACCUCGGCAACGAGCCUCCUCUUGGUCAGGGUCGCCUGGUGGUCUUCGGCCCGACGCCGGGUUACAUCCCGCUCCACGUCCUCAACAACCGCGCCUCGCCCGACCGAGACAACGACUGCCACGACCACUGCUACCGCGGCGACCAGGUCCUGCCCACGAGCUGCAGUCCAGAACAGAGCGCAGGCGACGAGUCUUCAGAGUUUUUGGAGCAGCUCGGUCCCAUCGGCCUCCCACAUGACAUCAACGUCCAAUCCCUGUUCGACCCCACAGGUCAGUGCUGUGCUCACCUGCAGUGUGCCGCCUGGUCCGAGGGGGUGUGUCGUGGCGAGGGCGAAUCGCUGCUCUACGUGGACAAAGCCAUCGACUCAGGAAGCACACAGGUGUGUGCAUUCUGUUGUCGGCUCGGAGCAUCGCUGCGUUGCCGGGAGACGGGCUGUGGGAGGAGCUACCACUUCCCCUGUGCCGCUGUUGCUGGAGCUCACCAAGACUGGAGCCAGAGACACACACAGUGUUCCCGACACACACACACAGGGUCUUCUCAGUGUGUGUUGUGUUUGGACGGCGGUGAUGUCGGGGAUCUGUUGAUGUGUUGUUGCUGUGGAAACUGUUACCAUGGCAGUUGCCUGGACCCCCCUCUCACCCCCUCCCUCCUGUGCCGGGCAGGAUGGCAGUGUCCUCAGUGUCGAGUGUGUCAGAGUUGCAGGCUGCGAGGGGAUGACGUUGUGUUGCUGGUGUGUGAACGCUGUGAUAAAGCGUACCACACACACUGCCUCACACCAUCUCUCGAUCACACGCCGAGCGCUGGCUGGAGCUGCAGGAACUGCAGAAUCUGCCGCUGCUGUGGUGUAAGGUCUUCAGGCCAGUGGGCAAAUCACCCGUUCCUGUGCGAGUCAUGUGACCCGGCCCUGCCCUGCCCUCUCUGUGACCAAGCCCCUGACCUCUACACACCACAGGACUAUCUGACUUGUAUCAGCUGCUAUAGGUGUGUCCACACGGCGUGCAUUGUCCAGGCGGGGAAGGGCAGGGCGGGGUCAGAAGAUUACGUCUGCUCCACCUGCAGGCCUCAGGAGGAGGAACUAAUCGCGCACACUCCAACCCCACACAGUCCUGCCCUGGCUGUGCAAAGCCCCACACAGGCACCAACAAUAAGCAUUUCACAGCCAUCAAGUCCAAGUCACACAGAGGCUCCACCCAUCACAUGUACUGCUCACAGCCCGGUCCGACUCACCUGUUCAGGGUCCCCACAGAGUCCCACCAAGACCUUCUGUGAACAAAUGCAACAAAGCCCUACCCCAUCCCAUCCUGAGCCCCCUCUUAGUCCUGAGCCAUCUCACCCUGAUCCCAAAGAGGUGCACCAAAGUCCUGCUUCAACCCAAGCUGAUCAAACAGCACCCUCACUGACUCCUGCAGGAUCCUUUCCUGAUCAAACAGAGCUUCCAGAGAGUUCAGCACCAUCUCACCCAGAUCCCACAGAACUCCAUGAAAGUCCUGCAUCAUAUCAACCUGAUCAUACAGAGCUCCAACACAGUCCUCCACCAUCUCAGCCUGAUUCCACAGACCUCAAAGAGGGACAUGGCCCACCUCCCACAGAGUCCUCGGAAGUCCCAUCAUAUACUCAUUCUCAUCGAAAAGAGCUGCACCUAUGUCCAUCCUCACUUUGUCCUGAUCCAAAAAAACUUGAAACAUGCCCCUCACCAGCUCCCCUGCAGACUGACCAGCUCCAACAAAGUUCUGCCCAAUUUCAAUCAGAUCCUGCAGAGCUCCAACAAAGUUCUGCCCAGUCUCACCCAUAUCCUGCAGAGCUCCAACAAAGUCCUGCCCAGUCUCACCCAGAUGCUGCAGAGCUCCAACAAAGUCCUGCCCAGUCUCACCCAGAUGCUGCAGAGCUCCAACAAAGUACUGAGGAAUCUCAUCCAGAUCCUAUGGAGCUCCAACAAAGUUCUGCCCAAUCUCAAUCAGAUCCCUCAGAGCUCCAACAAAGUCCUGCCCAAUCUCAGUCAGAUCCCUCAGAGCUCCAACAAAGUCCUGCCCAGUCUCACCCAGAUGCUGCAGAGCUCCAAAAAAGUCCUGCCCAGUCUCACCCAGAUCCUGCAGAGCUCCAACAAAGUCCUGCCCAGUCUCACCCAGAUCCUGCAGAGCUCCAACAAAGUCCUGAGGAAUCUCAUCCAGAUCCUAUGGAACUCCAACAAAGUUCUGCCCAAUCUCAAUCAGAUCCCUCAGAGCUCCAACAAAGUCCUGCCCAGUCUCACCCAGAUCCUGUAGAGCUCCAUCAAAGUCCUGCCCAGUCUCACCCAGAUCCUAUGCAGCUCCAACAAAGUUCUGCCCAAUCUCAAUCAGAUCCCUCAGAGCUCCAACAAAGUCCUGCCCAGUCUCAAUCAGAUCCCUCAGAGCUCCAACAAAGUCCUGCCCAGUCUCACCCAGAUCCUGCAGAGCUCCAACAAAGUGCUGCCCAGUCUCACCCAGAUCCUGCAGAGCUCCAACAAAGUCCUGCCCAGUCUCACCCAGAUCCUGCAGAGCUCCUUAAAAGUCUUGAGGAAUCUCAUCCAGAUCCUAUGGAGCUCCAACAAAGUCCUGCCCAGUCUCACCCAGAUCCUGCAGAGCUCCAACAAAGUCCUGCCCAGUCUCACCCAGAUCCUGCAGAGCUCCAACAAAGUCCUGCCCAGUCUCACCCAGAUCCUGCAGAGCUCCAACAAAGUCCUGCCCAGUCUCACCCAGAUCCUGCAGAGUUCCAACAAAGUCCUGCCCAGUCUCACCCAGAUCCUGCAGAUUCCAACAAAGUCCUGCCCAAUCUCACCCAGAUCCUGCCCAGUCUAACCCAGAUCCUGCAGAGCUCCAACAAAGUCCUGCCCAGUCUCACCCAGAUCCUGCAGAGCUCCAACAAAGUCCUGCCCAGUCUAACCCAGAUCCUGCAGAGCUCCAACAAAGUCCUGCCCAAUCUCAUCCAGAUCCUAUGGAGCUCCAACAAAGUCCUGCCAAUUCGGAACUGGAUCCUGCAGAGCUCCAACAAAAUCCUGCCCAGUCUGACCUGGAUCCUGCAGAGCUCCAACAAAGUCCUGCCCAGUCUCACCCAGAUCCUGCAGAGCUCCAACAAAGUCCUGCCCAAUCUCACCUGGAUCAUUCAAAGCUGCAGGAAACUCCUGGCCAAUCUGACCUUGAUGGUUCAGAUUUCCAACAAAGUCCUUGCCAGUCUCACCCCGAUCCUGCAGAGCUCCAACCAAUUUCUGCCCAGUCUCACCCGGAUCCUUCAGAGAUUCAGGAAAGUCCCGGGACAUCUCUAUCUAAUUCAACAGAACCCCCACAAAGUCCUGUCUAUUCUAAACCUGACCCAACAGGGCUUAAGGAAAAUUCUGGGAUGCCUAAUUAUGACCCAACAGAUCUACCAGAAAGUCCUGCGCCAUCUCAUCCUGACUCCACAGGGCUUCAGGAAACCUUUGGGCUCCUUAACCCUGAUACUGAGGUACAACAGGAAAGCCACAUCUCACCUCACCUGAGUCUAGCAGAGCUUCCGCAAUGCCCCACAAAUUCCGACUCUAGUUCAGCAGAACUACCAAAAAGUCCUUUGCCUUGCCCUCCUAGUCCUUCUGAACUGCAACAAAACUCUCCUCAUGUGACUUCAACACAGGAUCAGCAAAGUCCUGGCCACAUCAGUUGCACUUCCUUGAGCCCUUCCCACAGUUCCACACAGGAUCAGCUUAAAGCCGCAGAGCCUGAGCUGAGUCCCACACUGGAUAGCCAUACACAUUCCCAGCACAGUUUGAACCAGGCAGGUCUUAGUCCCGUCCACGUUGAGACGGUGCCUGUAGAGCCACAAAAGAUCUCCCCACCACAGAGUCCUGUGCAGGACAAUGCUCCACAAACCCAGCUAGACAGCCCAUGUAGUUCUACUCACAUCAUCACCACAGAGCCUCAGCACGGCCCCC